GGUAUGCCAUCCAAUCCCUGUUGUGUCGCACCAACCCUUUUCUGAUCAACACACAUAGAACGAAAAAACAAACAAUCCCACGAAAACAAGAUGGGCUUUCCACCCCCACCACCCCCGCCCAAUAGCAACCAGUUCAAGGCCCCGCCGCCACCUCCGGCCGCUGGUGGAUUCGCACCGCCGCCUCCGCCGGGUGGAUCCGGUUUUGCACCCCCUCCCCCGGGCGGUGGAGCGUUUGGGGCCCGCCCGCCUCCCCCCGGACCCCCCGGGGGCGGUGCCUUUGGAGCCCGUCCUCCUCCCCCGGGACCACCCGGCGGUGGUGGUUUCGCGCCCCCACCACCUGCUCCAGACGCUGGCGUGAAGCAGCUCAAUCAGGGAAUGGCGAAUAUGAGCUUCCAGCCUCCUCCGCCAGGGUGAGUAGAGACACCCAUUCGUUCAUUCGCGACGGGAAAACCUUUUUUUAAUCGACCGAACUUUUGGAUUGACUUGCACGUGUCGCGGAGAACAUCGGAAACUUGCUGUUGCCUAUGUUUGCUGAAUUCGUUGAGGAGAUGGACUGGCUCGUUUCUUUUGUCUCAUCUUUCUUUUUCUUCUUUCAUUUUAUUUUGAAUGGACCCUUCCAUGUACUUCACGAUGAAAUUCACCACYGUACAGCGGCGGCGCACCCCAGGCAACUCCGCCCGGAGCCGGAGCCUUUGGUGCCCCCAGGGGGCCCCCGCCGCCUGGCCAGUUCCAGCCCCCGGCCCCGGGAGGCUUUCGUGCCCCGGCUCCCCCCGGUGGACCGGGGGCACCGCCGCCACCUGCGCCGAUGAUGCAGCAACGCAGCCCGGCGCCCGGAGGCAUGCCCCCCGGAAUGCCACAGGGAAUGGCGCCCCAGCAAAACGUGUACCAGGAUAACAUCGACUUCAACAUUACCAUACCGGAUCGAUUCUUUCGCAUGACCUGCGACAAGGUACCCGCCACCAGCAACAUCGCUAUGCAAUCGAAGGUCCCCCUCGGUGGUGUCGUCCGUCCGCUGGCCCCAUGCGGCCCCGACGACGAUGAGAUCCCCACGAUACAACCCGGAACCGCCGGAAUCAUUCGGUGUAAACGCUGCCGUACCUACAUCAAUGCCUUUGUGAACUGGGUAGACCACGGCCGAAGCUGGAGAUGCAACAUUUGUGCACAGAUAAACAACACCCCGUCUGCCUACUUUUGCCACCUGGAUGACAAUGGCUUCCGAUCCGAUCGGUUCGAGCGCCCGGAACUCUCCCAGGGCAUCGUUGAAUUUAUUGCCCCGCAGGAGUACAUGGUGCGACCCCCGCAGGAACCCACCUAUUUUUUCGUCAUCGAUGUCAGCGCGCAGGCCAUUCAUAGCGGGAUGCUAGAGUGUGCAGUCAACGCUAUCAAGCGCAGUCUAGACGAUCUCCCUGGUGGAAAGCGGACAAAGAUUGGUUUCAUCACCUUUGACAACUCGGUUCACUACUUCAAUUUGGCACCUGAUCUAGCGCAGCCCCAAAUGCUGGUGAUUUCGUCUCUGAAGGAGCUCUUUGUCCCCCUUCCCGACAAUCUAUUGGUGAACCUACGAGAGUCUCGCCACGUAGUUGAUUCGUUCUUGGACAGCCUUCCGGAAAUGUUCGUCAAGAACCCCGUACCAGCGCAAUCCUGUUUGGGCCCAGCACUUAAGGCCGCAUUUACCGUCAUGAAACCCGUCGGUGGUAAAAUGCUGGUGUUUCAAUCGAUUCAACCGAACAUGGGGGACGGAGCUCUAAAACCCAGAGAAAAUCCCUCCGUGAUGGGAACGAACAAAGAGGUCGGCUUGUUGCGAAGGGACAACGAAUGGUACCAGGUAACUGCCGUCGAAUUCAGCCGCCAACAAAUCAGUGUUGAUAUGUUCUUGUUCCCUUAUUCCUACAUCGACAUUGCAUCUUUGGGAGAACUGCCAAAGUAUUCAUCGGGAUCUCUUCAUUCUUAUGUCAUGUUCGACAGAGACAAGGACGGCCCGCGGUUUGAAGAGCAAUUGCACAAGACGCUCGUGACAGAAACUGCCUUCGAGGCGGUGAUGAGGACCCGGGUGACAAAGGGAAUGAAGAUUUCAAACUACUACGGAAACUUCAAUAUUCGUGGAUCAGAUUUGAUGGCGCUUCCAAACGUAAAUUCUGAUUCUGUCUUUGGCUUCKAUCUUGCUCAUGAUGGAGAAAAUCUUGCAAGCAGCUACGUUACCAUACAGUCUGCCCUUCUGUUUACCAAUGGUGAUGGUCAGAGGCGAAUUCGGGUCAUGACACAGGCAUUCCCUACCACCACGGUAACCUCGGAGUUGGUCAGUGGAGUUGAUCCUUUCGCCACUUUCAAUCUCCUGGCAAAACAAGCCAUUGAUGUCAGUUUGAAGACGUCACUCGACAACGCGCGAAUGCGAUUGCAACAAACGUGUGUGGAUUUGAUUCGAUCCGCAAAGGGUGGUGGUGUUCGAACGGUAUCAGGCUACGCUGUACCUCAGGCGCCGCAAUCUGGUGAGAGCGAAGACGAUUCUCUACCACCUUCGUUGGAACUGUUUCCUCUCUACACCCUGGCCUUGAUGAAGAAUGUCGCAUUCCGAGGAGGUACUGAUGUGCACCCGGACGAGCGGUUACAGGCAUUCUUUAACAUCAAUCAAAUGUGGUUGAACAAAUCCAGGGCAUAUGUCUAUCCAUCUCUCUUCUCGCUUCAUGAUAUGGAACCAAAUGCUGGCUACCCAUCCGAAAGGGAUACAGAUGACGCCGUCGAUGAUUCCUUCGCUGGCCGCAAUCGUGUGCUACUACCCAGUGCACUUCCUUUGACGAUCGACUCGCUGUCUAGUGAUGGUAUCUAUCUUGUAGAUAACGGAGUCGAAUUCUAUUUGUGGAUCGGUAGAGAAACCGAUCCAAACUAUGUCAAUGAAUUGUUUGGUGUUCC
This is a messenger RNA of Pseudo-nitzschia multistriata, 2907 nucleotides long. NCBI's taxonomy places the organism in Eukaryota, Bacillariophyta, Bacillariophyceae, Bacillariales, Bacillariaceae. The record is from the annotation of a GenBank genome assembly.